This is a messenger RNA of Trichoderma gamsii, 495 nucleotides long. RefSeq lists its product as hypothetical. The coding region runs from base 1 to 495 and encodes 164 amino acids. NCBI's taxonomy places the organism in Eukaryota, Fungi, Ascomycota, Sordariomycetes, Hypocreales, Hypocreaceae. The record is from RefSeq and is a predicted model, not a curated record. The transcript has a single exon.
AUGGAAAGAUAUACUAUCAAAGAAGCGUAUUUCCACCCAAACGACAUGAUGGGCGACAGACACAAUUUCGUUAUCUACGAAGAUCCCCGACCAGACCCAAAGGAUGACGCAGAAAGAGAAAGCAUCUUAGGCAAAGUGGAAAAGGACUUGACUAAACAUCUCAAAACCAAGAUUAGCCUUAGUUUCGGAACCUUUACCCUCUUGGAGACGCGAAACUUUUACAACAAGGUAACGACUUCAGAUAAGAGACUACUUGUGGGAAAGUGGCUUGAGGCUUGUGUAGGAAGGGAUGAUAAGUGGUUAUUUGAUCAGAAGAAGAUCUUGGAUUUUCUUCAAUGGCCAUUCAAGUGCCCUGGAUGCCAAAUUGUAAGGCUCUCCGACGGCUUUGCAUACAACAAGUUCACUCUUGACGUGCCUGAAGAUGGGGUUUCUGAACCUGUAUUGAGAAGCAGGGCCUGUUGCACCGGAUGUCCAGCAUUGAGGACAUCAGCUUAG